CACAGGAAAUAGAAAAUGUAAACACAGAUAUGAAGUAGUAAAAAUCUGGACUGAUAACACAAGAUCCAACGAACUGAUAUGCGAUUUAUGUAAUGGUUAUAAUUGAAAUUUUACUAACAUUUGUCUUUUCAGAUACAUUUUAGGUCUUAUUUUGCAAAGUGGCGGAUUCUCAAAGCGACACAAGUAGCAUAUCCCCGGAAAAGGAUAUUUCGGAUAAACUAACACCUGGGAGUAAUAUUACAGGGUGUAUUAUUGGCCCCAGCUAACACUUACUGACAAUUAACGACUGAUAUCGGAAAUGCCUGAAGCAGACAGAGGGGGUUUGAAGCAAACAUUUCAAAUCAUGUAUGUGUGGCAGGCCGUCAACCUUGUUAUGGCAAUGUUCUUCUCUCUAGCUGCCCUUGCGAAUCUGAAUGAUGACGACUGGUAUUUGUGGAUGCCCCUAUAUGUGGUGCCAGCUCUCUUUGCUGUCAGUGUUGUUGCGCGUCCUCAACUAGCAGAUAACACACUAUGGAACUCGGGGCUGGUGGUGCAUCUCACAUUGUGUUGCGCCUACGCACUCUACCAAGUGGUUCUGCUCCUCGAGGCGUUGUCUGGAAACUUCCAGCAAAACCCUCUUGGACAUGAAGCCGGCAGAGAAAUGGGAGGAUUGAUAAUAAUAAUAGCCUGGUUGGUCAUGUGUAGAUUCACGAGCAUUGCCAGACCGAGUGGCAGCAUUUCAAACAGAAGUCUGAUGAGCGCGCUGCUGCUGAUGUCAGUGACCUUGGCCGUGCUUCCUCUCUUCUUGUGGUCGCUGUGUUUUGUCAGCGACUGGCAUACCCGCAUUGCACAUUGUAGCGGCAUGUUUUCCAAAUGACACAAUGGGCAAAGGCAGGAUGACAUUUACAUUCCUAGCAUACUGUUUGCAAAUAAACACGAUUAUUAAUUCGCAAUGCCAUUUAAACUGAAGAGAAGCUUGAUUUGUACCGUUCAAACAGCAGCUUUAAAUAGUCGGUUUCAACCAUUCGAUGCCGCGUCCUUGUACAAACGCAAUUUAAAUCUUUGAUUUAAUUGGCUGGUUGAAUCGACACCAAUGCCUAUUGCACAUAUAUUGCUACUUUAAGGGUGUAUGGGUCCGUGUCUUUGCAUGAGUCAGUGCCAUGUAUGCCUGGUUGCUCUGUAGUCGGUGAUUUCGGUGUGUGAAGGCGAUUGACGUUUGCAAAUUUGAUACCAGAUUCACUUUGUUAACUCGGUCUGAAUGAAAACCACAAUAAUUGAAUCCUUUAUAGCCUUCAUAUGGUUAAUUAGUUUGCCAACAGUAGUAAAUGAACGUAAUGUCGAUAAUUUUAUGAUCAAAUAUUGUGAUUGAAAAUAAUGAUUGUGUAUGAAAAAAUGAUAAUGUGAUAUUGUGUUGUGCAAAUUCAGACAAUAUUAUUUUAGCUUUGUAGAAAUGCUGAAGAGAGAUAUAAUGUUCUGUAAACUAAUUAUUUACAAACAAUUUUAAAUGGCGAUGUUUCGGGUUAGCCUUCUUAACCUUUUUUUAUUUUUUGAUAACCUAACGGAGUAUAAGAAUUUUAUUUCUUGAUAAUUUUACAUACGAUGCCAUGUCUUGUCAACGUUAAAAUACCGAUGUUUAUGAUUUGUUGUUCUUUCAUAUUUGUAAUUUCCUGGAAAUAUUGAAGGGGGAAAGUAAUUGUUUGCAAAAUUAUUAAAUUUAUUGUAAUUGCAUUGAAUGUUUUCGAGCCAGGAGUACAAAUUUCUCAUUCAAAUGGAGUCCUGUCAUGAAAUAAUUAAUUUUGGUUGUGUAGAAAUUGAAAAAUAUAUAGAAAUAUGAAUGAUUUCUUAUGAUUUCCAUGUUUAUGUAUACGAAAGUCAAAUGAUAUUGUACUAACUUUGAUGAAUUGCAAUUGAACAAUUUUCAGUUCAUCCUUUAUAUGUUAAUAAUAUAAGUCUCUCACUGCAUAGUACAGUUGUAAUGUUGAUAUAAUUAUAUGUUAAUGUAACACAAAAAAAUGUUAAGUUACAAUACGUGGUAUAAAAUAUGUUCUGUUCUAUGAUAUAAAUGAAAACGUUGUUUGAAAAAAAAAACUGCGCUUUCCCAGCUUGCCAAAUUGAACUGUGUUGACACUGUAUGUGCUUCAAUGGCAAUAAAUAAUAUUAUAUUUUA
Mya arenaria is the source of this 2146-nucleotide messenger RNA. Its product is annotated as transmembrane protein 220-like. The coding region runs from base 299 to 856 and encodes 185 amino acids. NCBI's taxonomy places the organism in Eukaryota, Metazoa, Mollusca, Bivalvia, Myida, Myidae. The transcript is spliced from 7 exons. The record is from RefSeq and is a predicted model, not a curated record.